AUGGCAACAACACAACAACCUGAAGCUACAGAACAUCAACAUUUUGGAGUAGUUGAAAUUAAAGAUUUAGAAAAUCAUAAAUUUAUAAAACCAGUAAAAGUUGUAACAAAUGAAGAUGAUAUUAAAAAGUUUUUACGUUCAGGUGCAUGUAGAGAUUUAUUAGAAUAUAUUCAAACAUUAAGUGAUAAAAUUAAAUCAAAACCAAAUUCAACUAAAACUCAAAAUUCAAAUGAAAUUAAAAAUAUAGUAUCAAUGUUAAAUGAAAUUAGUGUAUAUAUUGAUAAUAUACCACCAUUAGCACAACCAAUGAGAUAUGGUAAUAAAGCAUAUCGUACAUUUUAUCAAAAAUUAUUAGACAAUGUUGAAGAAUUACAUAAACAUUUAUUACCACAAUCAAUGCAUUCAUCAAUUAUUGAAUUAUCAUCAUAUUUAAUGGACGCAAUGGGAAAUCAAACUCGUUUAGAUUAUGGCACAGGCCAUGAACUACAUUUUGUUGUUUGGACUUACUGUUUGAGAAGAAUUGGUUUUUUAAAAUCAACAGAUGAGGAAGACAUCGUAUUGAAUGUGUUCACUACAUAUUUGGAUUUAGUUAGAAAGUUACAAAGAGUUUAUGGAUUGGAACCAGCUGGCACUCAUGGUGUUUGGAGUUUAGAUGAUUAUCAAUUCAUUCCUUUCAUUUGGGGUGCUUCGCAAUUAAUUGGGAAUCCAUUCGAUAUUAAACCUGCAAGUGUUACAAUUGAAAAAGUGGUCGAUCAAUAUUAUAAAGAAUAUCUUUACAUUGCUUGUAUUAAAUAUAUUAACACCGUUAAAAAAGGUCCAUUUCACGAACAUUCUCGUGACCUUUUCAAUAUAAGUGGUGCUGCAUCUUGGCAAAAAAUUAAUACCGGUAUGAUGAAAAAGUUCUAUGACGAUGUUUUAUCAAAGGUACCAAUCAUUCAACAUUUUUUAUUUGGUUCUUUAAUUUCUUUUUCUGUUUAA
This is a messenger RNA of Dictyostelium discoideum AX4, 978 nucleotides long. RefSeq names its product serine/threonine-protein phosphatase 2A regulatory subunit B' (gene ppp2r4). The coding region runs from base 1 to 978 and encodes 325 amino acids. Lineage: Eukaryota; Evosea; Eumycetozoa; Dictyosteliales; Dictyosteliaceae. The transcript is spliced from 2 exons. The record is from RefSeq and is a predicted model, not a curated record.